Plasmodium malariae is the source of this 1485-nucleotide messenger RNA. Its product is annotated as NADP-specific glutamate dehydrogenase, putative. Bases 1 to 1485 code for a protein of 494 amino acids. Lineage: Eukaryota; Apicomplexa; Aconoidasida; Haemosporida; Plasmodiidae. The record is from RefSeq and is a predicted model, not a curated record. Gene Ontology annotation, molecular function: L-glutamate dehydrogenase (NADP+) activity. Gene Ontology annotation, cellular component: cytosol. The transcript has 2 exons.
AUGGUUUCUUACUUGUACAUUGUUUGUUUUAUAGUUUUAAAUUCCUGCACAAGCGGAUUUUCAAAAAACAGUUACCUCAAGCAUGCUGUACCAGGAAAGAGUAAAUUAAAUGGGUGGCACAACUACGGGUACAAUUCUACAAAAUCGUUAGACAGUAAAAUAGAAGAGUUACACAGUAGAGUAAUAAACAAGAAUAAGAAUGAGCCUGAAUUUUUACAAGCAUUUGAAGAAGUAUUAGUAAGCUUAAAGCCAGUGUUUAAGAAGGAUAAUGUAUAUUUAGGGGUACUAGAAAAUAUAGCAGAGCCGGAAAGGAUAAUUCAAUUUCGUGUACCUUGGGUUAAUGAUAAAGGAGAACAUAAAGUGAAUAGAGGAUUCAGAGUUCAGUAUAGUUCAGUGCUGGGUCCAUAUAAAGGAGGGUUAAGAUUUCAUCCAACAGUUAAUAUAAGUAUUAUAAAGUUUUUAGGCUUUGAACAAAUUUUUAAAAAUAGCUUAACAACGUUACCUAUGGGUGGAGGAAAAGGUGGAUCUGAUUUCGACCCUAAAGAUAAAUCCGAAAAUGAAAUUUUGAAUUUUUGUCAAUCCUUUAUGAUAAAUUUAUUUAGACAUAUUGGACCUAACACAGAUGUUCCAGCAGGUGAUAUUGGUGUAGGUGGUAGAGAAAUUGGAUUUAUGUUUGGACAAUAUAAAAAAUUAAAAAAUGCAUUUGAAGGCGUAUUAACAGGCAAGAAUAUAAAAUGGGGGGGAAGUCAUAUCAGAUCUGAAGCAACUGGAUAUGGUGUUGUUUAUUUUGCGGAAAAUGCUCUUAAAAAUUUAAAUGAUAAUUUAAAAAAUAAAAUAUGUAUUGUUAGUGGAAGUGGUAAUGUUGCUCAGUAUUUAGUGGAAAAACUUAUCGAAAAAGGAGCCACAGUAUUAACUAUGAGUGAUAGUGAUGGAUAUAUCUUGGAGCCCAAUGGUUUUACAAAAGAACAAUUAAUGUAUAUAAUGGAUUUAAAAAAUAAUAAGAGAGAAAGAUUGAAAGAAUAUGUAAAAUAUUCAAAAAGUGCUAAAUAUUUUGAAAAAGAAAAACCAUGGAAUGUACCAUGUGAUGUUGUUUUUCCGUGCGCAACACAAAAUGAAAUUAAUGAAAAUGAUGCUGACUUGUUAAUAAAAAAUAAAUGCAAAAUGAUUGUUGAAGGUGCAAAUAUGCCAACACACAUUAAGGCAAUACAGAAAUUAAAACAAAAUAAAAUUAUCAUCUGUCCAUCCAAAGCUGCAAAUGCAGGUGGAGUAGCAGUAAGUGGAUUAGAAAUGAGUCAAAAUUCUAUGAGACUCCAGUGGACAGCUGAAGAAACGGAUAAAAAAUUACAGAUUAUUAUGAAAAAUAUUUAUGACCAAUGUGAUAAUGCCUCAAGAAUUUACCUGAACGAGUCAGAUUUAGUAGCUGGGGCGAACAUUUCGGGAUUUUUAAAAGUAGCUGACUCGUUCAUGGAGCAAGGAGGUUUAUGA